AUGGCUAACACAAAUGAAAAAGAUAGCUACAAUGCUAAAUCUCCAGUUUUUGAUGGAGAGAAAUUUGACUAUUGGAAGGACAAAAUUGAAAGCUUCUUCCUAGGCUACUACGCCGAUCUAUGGGACAUUGUUACAAAUGGCUAUGAACCACCCAUUUCUGUUGUUGGUAUCGCUAUUCCAAGAAGCAUAAUGAGUGAUGAUCAGAAGCAUGAUAUUAAGAAUCACCAUAAAGCCAGAACUAUUAUGUUGAACACAAUCUCCUACAAUGAGUACGAGAAGAUCACCAACAGCGAAACAACUAAAGAAAUCUUUGAUUCCUUGAAGAUGACUCAUGAAGACAAUAAUCAAGUCAAAGAGACUAAGGAUAUGGCUUUAAUCCAAAAAUUCCAAACCUUAGUUGUAGGACUCAAGGUUCUGGACAAAGGAUACAUUAUAACAGAUCAUGUCAAGAAGAUAAUCAGAAGUCUUCCAAAGAAAUGGAGACUGAUGGUUACUACUCUGAAGUUAUCUAAAGACCUGAAUAACAUAAGCCUUGAAGAACUCAUCAACUCCCUCAGGAGUCAUGAGAUAGAGCUAGAGGAAGAUGAACCUCGGAAGAAGAGAAAAUCAAUAGCUCUAAAGUCCAGAUCAGAAAGAAGAAAGGUAGAAAGGAAUAAAGCCAUUCAAGCUGAAGAAGAAGAAGAAGAUGACUAUGAGAAUGUAGAUUCCGAUGAUGAUGAUGAGUUAUCUCUUCUAUCCAGAAGAAUUAAACAACUUUGUAGAAAAAUAAAUAAUAACUUCAGAAGGCCCAGACAGAAGGGAGAUCGUCCAGAUUCAACCUCUAGAGGUAGACCUAACAAGGAAGUGACCUGCUACGAAUGCAAAGAAACUGGACACUACAGAAAUGAAUGUCCAAAGCUUAAGAUAAACAGCUCCAUAAAGGAAGGCUUCAAGAAAAACUCCUUUAAAGCAAAGAAGAAGGGACUCAUGGCAACAUGGGACGACUAUGAAUCUGAAGCUUCAGAAUCUGAUUCUGAAGAGGAGCAAGCAAACGUUGCACUCAUGGACACCACCUCUGGAAGUUCUUCUAAAAGAGAGUCUGACUCUGAAGAGGUAUUCUCUGACUUCUCUCGUUCUAAUUUGGAAGCCUGUUUAUCAGAAUCUCUGAGCUUGUAUCAGAAGCUUCGACAUAAAUUCAAGAAUCUGAAAAAGAUUCAUGAAGAGAUUGUUGAAGAGUGUGAUAAACUUAAGAAAGAAGUUUCUUAA
This is a messenger RNA of Lathyrus oleraceus (garden pea), 1245 nucleotides long. RefSeq lists its product as uncharacterized. The transcript has 2 exons. The coding region runs from base 1 to 1245 and encodes 414 amino acids. The record is from RefSeq and is a predicted model, not a curated record. Gene Ontology annotation, molecular function: zinc ion binding; nucleic acid binding. NCBI's taxonomy places the organism in Eukaryota, Viridiplantae, Streptophyta, Magnoliopsida, Fabales, Fabaceae.